UUUGGUUGCUUGACGUGCCUCCCCGAAAUCACUGCAUUGCGUGAGCAUCGCAGCUGAUACUGUUUGUUUUGCAGCGUUUGUUUCGCUUGUUUUUGCGUCUGCCAUCUGCGCCUCAUCGGAAUCAGGCCAGCCAUCGAAGCAAAGGGUUUUGUUUGUUUGUUUGGGCAAGCGCCCAGACAAGGAAGUGCAAAAAAAAACAACUCGGUGAAAUUAAGGUAAUCGUCAGGACGUUGCCCUUAUCGCCCGCACAUCGCAUAGAACCGGUUUUUAGUUACCGGGUGGUAACCGUAACCGGCGUGGUGGAAAAUAAAACACCUUCAACCACGAAACCGGCCAGAGAUCGGUCAGAUAGGACGGAAGAUCUGGAAUAACGUCAGCGGUAGAGCACAACAGCCAGUGAAACGCGGAAGAUAAGCAGGAAUGCUACUCGGCCGGUAAAAAGAAGACGCGCCCAAUAAAAAUCAGGCCGCCCGAUUGACACCCACAUCAUUCGCGCGACAGGCGCGCGUUGGAUAUUAGCAUCAGCCACAACCGAAGCGAAGCAGCGCACCGAGUUUAAGCCGUCCGACGAGUCAGAAGACAGUGAGCAAAGCACGAUGAAUCAGGCACGAUUCGUUGUGGCCGCAUUGAUUGGACUGUUUUGCUGCGCCGCAUCGGUCCACUCCCAAGGAGAAGCCGUUUGGGGAUAUCAGUGUGUGAACGAUCGGUGCGUCAAGACGGCAAUCUCCGAACCGUCCUUUCCACGGGACAAAGCCAUCAGUCUGCCGGCGUGUCGGCUGUUCUGCGGAUCUGGAGCCGGACUGCUGUGGCCCCAGCCGUCCGGUGAGCUGCAGGUUGGCAACGAUCUCGCCCACAUCGAUCCGGACCGGGUGCGGUUUGAGUGGGACGAAAAAUUGCACCCGCUGGUGAGCCUCUGGGAGACGAAUAGGGAUCGAUUCCGGAAGCAGCUAAAAACGCGAGCCCAAGGCAACGCGCUUAAGUCCGGUGGUAAAGCGGUACGCAUCAAGCUUAACGUUGAAGAUGAUUCCCUUGCGCUUAACUACAAAACGGACGAAAGCUACAAGCUGACCGUUGGGGACGGUACGGAUGGCGAGCUGACGGCUACCAUAACCGCCAAAACGUUCUUCGGUGCACGGCACGGACUGGAAACGUUGUCCCAGUUCGUGCUGUACGAUAACAUACGCAACGAGCUGCAAAUGGUGGCUGCGGCGAACGUUUCCGAUGCGCCCGCCUUCCCGCACCGUGGCCUAGCGCUCGACACAUCCCGGAACUACAUCGAUCCGGAAUCGUUGCGCCGCACGAUCGACGGUAUGGCGCUGGUAAAGCUGAACGUGUUUCACUGGCACAUCACGGAUUCGCAAAGCUUUCCGCUGGUUAUCAAAUCACGCCCCACGCUCCACACCUACGGUGCGUACGGCCGGCGCAAUGUGUACACGGCGGACGACGUGGCCCAGCUGGUGCGGUACGCGCUGGAGCGCGGUAUCCGCGUAAUACCGGAGCUGGAUGCACCGGCCCACGUUGGCGAAGGUUGGGAAAGGUUGGGCGUGACGGCAUGCUUCAACUAUCAGCCGUGGGAGAACUACUGUGUGGAGCCACCGUGCGGUCAGCUCGACCCUACCCGGGACGCGGUGUACGACAUCCUGGAGGACGUGUACCGGGAGAUGAACGCCAUGUUUAACCGGUCGGAUGUGUUCCACAUGGGUGGGGAUGAGGUUUCGAUCCGGUGCUGGAACGCUACCGAUGGCAUACGCCGCUGGAUGAAUGGGCAGGAAUGGGGCCUGCAGGAGGCGGACUUUAUGAAGCUGUGGAACUACUUCCAAACGGAGGCGUUGAAUCGGCUGGACAAAACGCUACCGGCAGACGAUAAGCAGCGACCGAUCAUUAUGUGGACGAGCAAGCUGACGGAAUCACCCUAUCUGGAGCAGUACCUUGACAAGGACCGCUACAUCAUACAGGUGUGGACGACCGGGAACGAUAGCAAGGUGAGCAAUCUGCUCGAGAAAGGCUACCGACUGAUCAUGUCCAACUACGACGCGCUCUACCUGGACUGUGGCUUUGCCGGGUGGGUUACGGACGGUAGCAACUGGUGCGCACCGUACAUCGGAUGGCAGAAGGUGUACAAUAACGAUCUGCUGGCGAUCGGUGGCCCAUACGCACAGCAGAUACUCGGCGGUGAAGCUGCCCUCUGGACGGAGCAGUCGGACAGCCACACGCUCGACAAUCGGCUGUGGCCGCGGCUAAGUGCACACGCGGAACGGCUCUGGAGUAAUCCACGGUCCGGGUGGCAAAUGGCCGAAUCGCGCAUGCUGUUGCACCGCGAACGGUUAAUCAUGGAGGGAAUAGCGGCGAACAGUAUUCAACCGAAAUGGUGCCUACAGAACGAGGGCAGUUGUCCGAUCGGUGGCGAUGGGGGACGCUCCUAGACGGUUCGACCCGCAGGCCAGAGCGUACCCCACGACAUUAGAACUGUUAAUUCCCAUUCCUCGCCUUACUCUAAAUUUUUGCUUCCAUUCGCGGGGCUUAACCGGGCUGUAGGCGUUGCGUAGCGUUUGACUUUCGAUCAAAAUUUUAAAUCUGUUUCAUACAAAAGGUUGCGAGGGUGGUUUGAGUAUAUAUAUAUAAAUAAACGAUACUUGUGUUUAUUGUUUA
Molecule: messenger RNA, 2649 nt
Organism: Anopheles stephensi (Asian malaria mosquito)
Lineage: Eukaryota; Metazoa; Arthropoda; Insecta; Diptera; Culicidae
Gene: Hexo1
Product: chitooligosaccharidolytic beta-N-acetylglucosaminidase
Exons: 3
Coding region: 597-2423 (608 amino acids)
Biological process (GO): glycosaminoglycan metabolic process; carbohydrate metabolic process; ganglioside catabolic process
Cellular component (GO): membrane
Molecular function (GO): beta-N-acetylhexosaminidase activity
Source: RefSeq, a predicted model, not a curated record